Messenger RNA from Punica granatum (pomegranate), 1543 nucleotides. The record is from RefSeq and is a predicted model, not a curated record. Lineage: Eukaryota; Viridiplantae; Streptophyta; Magnoliopsida; Myrtales; Lythraceae.
AAACUCUAUCCAUCUCUUCUUCCUCUUGUUGGCCUGUGUCUUCUUCUCCUCUUUUGGUCAGAUACGCCAAAAGACAUAAUUGAAUGAUAGCGGUCGGGUCAUCUCAAACAAACAGCCUGCUAAUCCUUACUUCACUGGAACCCCUUAAUAAUUAGGUUGUUAUUAUUAAUUAAUUAAUUAAUUAAUUAUAAGAUAAGUCAUUCCUCUUCGUCUUCCCCAUUCUUCUUCCCGAUGAUUGCAGUCCGCUGUUUGAGCUCGAAGAACGAUCGUCCCCGUCCAAUCGGCAGCUUCACAGAGGAGGAAUAAGGACGACCAUUCGAUGCAGUGAAAGUGGGAGAGGAAAGGCUGUCUGGCUACCGUCAAAUUCAUGGCUGAGCUCCGUAAGCGCAUUUGCUGAGUUCUGUGAUUGGCAAUUUGGUCAUUCAUGUGGCCUCUGUAUCUGUUGUUGAACAAGAUUCUAAAGCCAGAGGAAGAAGGAGGAGAGGUGGAGAGAGACCGUCUGCUUGGAUCCUUAGUAGGAGAUGAUUUGGAUUUAGUUCAACCCGUCGUGGCAUACGGGAAUUUGUCCCUUGACGGAAAAUGCCGUGCUUCAGUUGGGCCUCGGGCUCAUUUCAUAGAUGUUCCUCACAUAAAUCAGCUUUGUUCCUGGGAUUGUGGGCUUGCUUGUAUUUUGAUGGUUUUCAGAAAUAUGGGCAUCGACAAUUGCAAUAUUGAGACGCUGGCAGAACUAUGCUCCACGAAAAGCAUAUGGACCGUUGAUCUGGCAUAUCUACUGAAGAAGUUCUCUGUUAAUUUUUCCUACUACACCAUAACUGUCGGAGCAAAUCCAAACUAUUCUGAUGAGACAUUUUACAAGGAACAACUGUCUACAGAUGUAGUGCGAGUAGAAAAACUAUUUCGUGAAGCGCUGGCCUCAGGAAUAUCUAUAUUGUGCAGGUCAAUCAGUGAGGAAGAAAUUUCCCUUUCGAUAUUGUCUGGAAAAUAUAUAGCAAUUGCAUUGGUCGAUCAGUACAAAUUAAGCAGCCGGACUUGGCUCAAGGAUAUUGGUCUCUCCAGCUUCGGCAACGGCAAUGAAGGCUACACUGGUCACUAUAUUGUAAUAUGUGGCUAUGACACUGACAAAGAUGAGUUCGAGAUUAGAGAUCCUGCCAGUUCUAGGAAGCAUGAGAAGGUUUCAUCGAAAUACCUAGGAGAAGCCCGCAAAUCCUUUGGCACCGACGAGGAUCUUCUUUUGAUAUCUUUGGAUAACGGCAAGAAUGGGGUCUGCUGUUCAUCCCUACAGAUUUCUCCACUUGUGAAAUAUCAAACCAUGAUGCCGGAGUAAGACGUGGUUAUUCAGUAUAUUUGCGCAUAGCUAAGGGAAGCUCUGUUGUGCGUCUGUACAGAACAGUAGUUUACGGAGGCAAAUAAGGCUCGCUGUACAGCAAAUAUGAUCUGCUCUCUUCAAUUCAUAUUUGUAUAUUAUGUACAUUUGAAUGAUUGAUUCCUUCCGUAAAGACAUCGAUUCAAAUAAACUCCUGCUCAAUUACGUAUCCUCAAACAA